AUGGAAAGGUGGAGGGAGCGAAGAGCGGGGCUGCUGCUGCCGGUCGCCCUGCUGCUGCCCUGGGCACACAGCUCUCUGGCACUCAAAUGUGGCGAGAAGAGAAAUGCCAAGUCGGAGGAGAGCAUCGUGACCGCCAUCGUAGGUGGGCAGCCUGCAAACAUUGCCGAUUUCCCGUGGCAGGUGGGCAUUCUCACCCAAGGGAAUCACCUGUGCGGAGGCGCGAUUCUCAACGAGUGGUGGAUUCUAACGGCAGCCCACUGCUUCCAAAGAAUCAACAUCUCUAACUUGGAGAUCAUACAUGGCAUAGACGACUUAAAUACCAAGGAUCAGAAGAAGGAGAAAGUGGACAAGCUAAUUAUACACCCCCUUUUUAAUGACUGGCUCAUGGACAAUGACAUAGCUUUGGUCUUGCUCAAGGCCCCGUUACCCCUGGGGGUCAAAAGGAUCCCCAUAUGCCUCACCGAAGUCACCAGCCUGGAGAAGUGGAGCAGCUGCUGGGUGGCUGGAUGGGGUACCACGGUACUGGGCAGCUUUGCCUUCCCCAGCGGAGGUCUGGCCGACAGCUGGUGGCGGCUCUGUCCCCUGCGCACGCGUCCUCAGCCGCCGGCCACCUUAGCCAUGUCGUCCUCCACUCCCAAGUUCACCGCGGUGUGGAUGCCUUCCCAGGCCUAG
Messenger RNA from Dipodomys ordii (Ord's kangaroo rat), 672 nucleotides. RefSeq names its product serine protease 52-like. The record is from RefSeq and is a predicted model, not a curated record. The transcript is spliced from 4 exons. Gene Ontology annotation, molecular function: serine-type endopeptidase activity. Lineage: Eukaryota; Metazoa; Chordata; Mammalia; Rodentia; Heteromyidae. Gene Ontology annotation, biological process: proteolysis. Bases 1 to 672 code for a protein of 223 amino acids.